Molecule: messenger RNA, 3963 nt
Organism: Pedinophyceae sp. YPF-701
Lineage: Eukaryota; Viridiplantae; Chlorophyta; Pedinophyceae
Source: the annotation of a GenBank genome assembly
AUGGCGCCUGGCAAGGACGGUAGUGGGGGCACGCUGCAGGCGCCGCUGGUGGCGCGGGAGGGGCAGGGGGCGCCCGCGGGGCCGCCUGGGCUGCAUGAGAGUGCCCUGAGCAGCAUCGUUGGCUUGAAAUUGUACAAGGAUGCGCCGCAAUGGCUGCGGGCGGACUACGUGCCGUUUCUGCUGCUGUACACGCUGGUCGUCAACUGGACCUUGAAGCACGUCAUGCACGGCGAGUGGUGGGCCAUCAAGGUGGGCUUCCAGCUCGCGCUCGGAGUCGCCGUCCUCUCCGUCCUCGUGCGCCUCCUCUGCCACUGGAUCGUCGCGGUCCGCUGCUUCUGCCGCUUCUCUGUGGCGCCCUCCCUCGCAGACGCCACCGUCGUGCGCGUGUUCCCGGCCGAGCACGCCGGCGCAGAGGACGUCGUGCCCCUGGAGCGCAACGCCAUCCCCCACGCCGGCACGGAGGUCGCGUUCUCGUUCCGGAAACAGCGAUUCUUGCUCGACCCCGCUGACGGACCGGCGGGGGCCUUCCGCCCGCUGCCGUACCCGACGCGCCUGCCGCUGUCCAAGUACAUCGCGCACCGCGGACUGGCGGGCGACGCGGCCGUCGCGACCGCCGCGGCCGUGUUCGGCCGCAACGAGUUCGUCGUGCCUAUUCCCACGUUUGUGGAGCUGCUCAAGGAACAGAUGACUGCGCCGUUCUUCAUCUUCCAGAUCUUCUGCGUGGGCCUCUGGAUGCUCGACGAGUACUGGUACUACUCCCUCUUCACGCUCUUCAUGCUCGUCGCGUUCGAGUGCACCGUCGUCAUGCAGCGCCAGCGCAACCUCCGAGAGCUCCGCGGGCUCCAGUCGCCGCGCCAACACAUCCACGCCUUCCGCUCGCACCGCUGGAUCCGCAUUCCCGGCGAAGCCAUCCUCCCGGGCGACCUCAUCUCCGUCGUCCGCCCCGCGCACGACGCGAAACCGACCGACGACGCCAACGGCCGCACCGUCGCGGCUCCCGGGGCCGGGGGGCGCCGCGCGGCCGCGCCCGCGGAGGAGGCCGUGUUCCCGUGCGACGCGCUGCUCCUCGCGGGCUCCGUCGUCGCGGAGGAGGCCGUGCUGACGGGGGAGUCGAUCCCUCAAACAAAAGACCCCCUGGACCCUAAAGGGAAGCCCCGGGGGCCUGACGGGACCGAGGCGCACCUGUCGGUGCACGCGGACAAGGCGCACAUGAUCUUCGGCGGCACGAAGGUCCUCCAGCACUCGCCCCCCGCGGGCGCGGGGAGCGGCGUGGCGGGCGUGCCCCCGCCGCCAGACGGCGGGUGUCCCGCCGUGGCGCUGCGGACGGGGUUCGGCACCGCGCAGGGGCGGCUGAUCCGGACGAUGCUCUACUCGACCGACCGCGUGACGGCCAACAAUUGGGAAGCCUUCUUCUUCAUUCUCUUUCUGUUGGUGUUUGCCAUCAGCGCCUCGGCCUACGUCCUGUACUUCGGGCUCAAGCAGGACCGGUCGCGGUACAAGCUCCUGCUGGACUGCGUGAUCAUCGUCACGUCCGUCGUCCCGCCGGAGCUGCCGAUGGAGCUGACCAUCGCCGUCAACGCCUCGUUGGUGGCGCUGCUGCGGCGCCGCGUGUUCUGCACGGAGCCCUUCCGGAUCCCGUUCGCGGGGCGCGUGGAUGUGUGCUGCUUCGACAAGACCGGCACGCUCACGUCCGACGACAUGCGCUUCCUCGGCGUCGCGUGCGCGGGCGCGGGGGCCGCGGAGAAGGGGGGGACUCUCAUCACGGACCCCCGGGCCAUGCCGCCUGGCGCCGUCACGGCGCUCCUGGUCUGCAACAGCGUCACGGAGGUCGACGGCGAAGCCGUCGGCGACCCCCUCGAGAAAGCCGCCCUCGAACGCCUCGGGUGGCGCGCUGCUGGCAACGCCGUCACGCCCGCCGCCUCCGCCUCCGCCCCGGCCCCGCCGCCGUGGCGCAUCCUCUCGCGGAACGCGUUCAGCUCCGACCUCCGCCGGAUGUCCACAAUCGCCGAGCAGCGCGGCGCCGCCGGCGCUCGCAUCGUCGCGGCGAAGGGGGCCCCGGAAUCGAUUCGCGCGCUGCUACGCACCGUGCCUGCCGGGUACGACGCGGCGCACGCGCACUGGGCGUCGCAGGGCACGCGGGUGCUCGCGCUGGCCUCGAAGGCGCUGCCCGCCGACGCGGACCUCGCGGCGUACGCGCGGGCCGAUGCUGAGUCAGGGUUGGAGUUUUGUGGGUUUGCGUUGUUCGAGACGCCGGUGAAAGAGGGGUCGGCGCCGGCGCUGGAGCUCCUCGCGGCGUCGUCGCAGGCGCUGGUGAUGAUCACGGGCGACGCGCCGCUGACGGCGUGCCACGUGGCGCGCGAGACGGGGAUUGUGGCACGGCCAGUGCUGGUGCUGGGGGUGUCGGGGGAGGCCGGCGGGGGGGAGUCGGCGUCCGCGGGCGCGAAGGCGGCGGCCGCGAUGCCGGACUCGGCGUUUGCGUGGACCGCGCCGGACCGCAGCGUCGUUGUGCCGUUUUCGCGGAAGCCUGGCGCCGCGGCGCAGGUGGCGGAGCAGUACGACCUAUGCGUGACGGGGGACGGCCUGUCGCACGCGGCGGCGGUGGGUGUGGCGGACGAGGUGAUCGCGCAGGCGCAGGUCUUCGCGCGCACGACCCCGGAGCAGAAAGAAAUCAUCGUUCGGUCUCUGAAGUCUUCGGGCUCCACGGUGCUGAUGUGUGGCGACGGGACGAACGACGUCGGGGCGCUCAAGGCCGCGGACGUCGGCGUCGCGCUGCUCGCGCCGCCCACGAAGAAGCCGCAGCAGGACGGCGCGCCCCCGGACCGCGCGCCCGGCACCGGGCCCACCGGGCUGCCGUUGCCAGACGGCGUCACGUGCCAGCCCGUGGCGGGCGCGGCGGCGCCGGGCGCGCCGAGCGAGGAGCUCGUGUUCACGCUCGAGACCGAGAGCGGCGCGCGGAUGGAGCUCGUGCUGCCCGAGGGCCUCAACGGCGGCAAGGGGACCCAGAUGUACGUGGACGUCAUCAAGCGGGCGAUGCGCGGGCGGGCGGGGGGCGUUCCGCAGGUGCCGAAGCAGGUGGUCGGGUGGGCGACGAUGCUGGACAAGAUGGAGGCGGAGGGCGGGAUGGACGGCGCGCCGAUGGUGCGGCCCGGUGACGCGUCGAUGGCGGCGCCCUUCACGGCGCGCGCGCCGGACGUGCUGCCGUGCACGGAUGUGCUGCGGCAGGGGCGGUGCACGCUGGUGACGACGGUGGUGAUGUUCAAGGUGCUCGGGUGCCUGUGUCUGAACUCGGCGUUUUCGCUCUCGGUUUUAUACCUCGAGGGCAUCAAGCUCGGAGACUACCAGGCCACGAUUCAAGGGAUGCUCCAGGCGGGGAUGUUCUUCUUCCUGAGUCAGGCGAAGCCGCUCCAGCGCCUCUCGCGCGAGCGCCCGCACCCGCACAUCCUCUCGCCCUACGUCUUCGUGUCCCUCAUCGGCCAAUUCGCCGUCCAGCUCACGUUCCUGAUUCUCGCCUACCUGUGGGCGCGCCCCACGGACCCCGCGGACAAGCUCCCGAUCGACGGCGACUUCAAGCCCAACCUCGUGAACAGCGUCUGCUUCCUCGCCCAGACGAUGGCCAUGGCCACCACCUUCGCCACGAACUACGUCGGCAAACCUUUCAACACCCCCCUGGCCGAAAACAAGGGCUUCUACUACGGCCUCGUCGCCGUCGCGGGGCUGUACGUCGGCAUGGUGCUCGAUCUCGCGCCGCCGCUCCGCGACAGCCUCGAGCUCGUGCCGAUCCCGGCGCAUCUGCAAGACAGGAUGAUGGUGGGGGGGGUGUUGGUGUUUGGGCUCUGCUUGGGGAUCGAGCGCGGGUGCCGGCGGGUGUUUGCUGCGCCGCCGGCGCCGCACCUGCGUCGGCGUGCGGAGCAGCUCGCGAGCCACGCGCUGCGGGACGCGGACGAGGGGAAGAAGGAUCGGUAG